GCGCGGGCAGCAAGGCCGGCCCCCCGGGCCAGGCCGAACGAGUCGAGCGCGGAGCGAGGGAGCAGGCGCAGGCCGGCGCGGAGCUGUCCCUCGGUAGGGCCUGGCGUGGGCCCCGGGCCUUCCAGCUGGGACUCUGCGCCUGCUCUCCCGGCGGCCGCGGUCUCGGCUGCUGCGCGCCCCUGCGUGUCUGGUUGUCCAUGGGCGGCGGCUCGGGCCACGAUGACGGACUACGGCGAGGAGCAGCGCAACGAGUUGGAGGCGCUGGAGUCCAUCUACCCCGACUCCUUCACAGCUUGAUUGCAUAUUGAUCCAACCCUCCUAACGAUGAGUCUCCCAAAAUAUAAAUGGACUUCCUGAUACCAUUCUACUUCUGUAGUGCUUCACUUGACAAGGUGCUGUCGAGUAUUAUCAGAAAAUCCACCCAGCUUUACCAUUACUGUGACAUCUGAGGCUGGAGAAAAUGAUGAAACUGUCCAGACCACCCUCAAGUUUACAUACAGUGAAAAAUACCCAGACGAAGCUCCUCUUUAUGAAAUAUUCUCCCAGGAAAAUCUAGAAGAUAAUGAUGUCUCAGACAUUUUAAAGUUAUUAGCAUUACAGGCUGAAGAAAACCUUGGUAUGGUAAUGAUCUUUACUCUAGUGACAGCUGUGCAAGAAAAAUUAAAUGAAAUAGUAGAUCAGAUAAAAACUAGAAGAGAGGAGGAAAAGAAACAAAGAGAAAAAGAAGCAGAAGAAGCUGAAAAGCAAUUAUUCCAUGGCACUCCUGUUACAAUUGAGAAUUUUUUAAAUUGGAAGGCCAAGUUUGAUGCAGAACUCUUAGAAAUUAAAAAGAAACGAAUGAAAGAAGAAGAACAAGCAGGAAAAAAUAAAUUAAGUGGGAAACAGCUAUUUGAAACAGAUCAUAAUCUUGACACAUCUGACAUCCAGUUUCUGGAGGAUGCUGGAAACAAUGUGGAGGUGGACGAGUCUUUGUUCCAGGAAAUGGACGACCUGGAGCUGGAGGAUGAUGAGGGUUAUCCAGACUACAACCCCGCUGACCCUGAGAGUGACUCAACUGACUGAUGGACUGUCCCCACCUGCAGGAAGGCCGGAAUGUCACAGCAUCUGUGGCUGCACUCGGAGGAUUUCGAUUUCCUUUCUUUUUUCUAGGAAAAAAAUAAUUUUCAGGAGAAUAUUCUUCUGAUGGCUUUCAUCAUUGAACUUAAUAAACUGACCUUAAAAUUUCAAAUAUAAAA
Messenger RNA from Carlito syrichta (Philippine tarsier), 1235 nucleotides. RefSeq names its product RWD domain containing 1 (gene RWDD1). The record is from RefSeq and is a predicted model, not a curated record. Gene Ontology annotation, biological process: cytoplasmic translation. The transcript is spliced from 8 exons. NCBI's taxonomy places the organism in Eukaryota, Metazoa, Chordata, Mammalia, Primates, Tarsiidae. The coding region runs from base 619 to 1062 and encodes 147 amino acids. Gene Ontology annotation, molecular function: protein binding.